AAAAUGUAAUGGAUAUUGCCGAUUUUUAGUUUCCAUGGGCGUACUUUAGAAGUAGAAAUUAAUUUGUUUUUUUAUCGCCACUUUUGUAUGGCGGUAUUAAGUUUUUUAGAUUUAAUUAGGAGUUACACUUUUUUUUAUCCUUAUUGUGGUUUAUUGCAGUCAAGAUAAUUUAAUUUUUUUUAUUUUUAAAAGUUUUGUUUGAACUAUUAUCCAAGUAUAGAUGUGACUUCUAAUUUUUUAAAUUGAAUGGAAAUUAUCUACAUGGAAUCUGUGCCAUAUAUCUGUCGCUCAUUAUCUUGUGAUGUAGACUGAAUGAAAAUAUGGAAACAUUUUUCUUUAUAUUGCUGUUUUUUACAGCUAUUAGAGGAAAUAUAGUUCAAAGGAUUUGUGCUAAAAGUAAAGAAUCAUACAAUGUCACUGAAGACAAUAUUCAAAAUUUCGCAUAUGCAAAUGAGGGAAAAGAAGAUUGCAACACAGGUGUAGUUACCUGCUAUUCCUUAUGGAGAAUCGUUUCUGGAGCAAACAAUGCAUCAGUGAUUCAGAUAAUAACUCAGGGAUGUUGGGAGACCUCUAGACUAAGUGACUGCCUCGGUGAAGAAUGUUUGCCACAAAAGACCAAUUCGCAAACAAUGUUUUGCUGUUGUAACGCCAACUUCUGUAAUGUCAAUAUCACAAAAUUUGAUGUAGAUGUUAUUACUACUACUCCAGCAAUUAGUGGAGCUAUAGAAGGUCGUACAGACAAUGCAAAUAAUGGUAGAGAGAAAUUUGUAUUGAUUGGUGCCGGUAUCAGUCUUAUAGCAUCGUUAUUAGUUCUAAUUGCAUUCCUUAAGCGAUGGAGUCCUCUAGUUGAGAAGGAAAUUAAUCAAAAGUCAAAUGAUGGAGUUGAGAUUUGUGGUAGAGAAAUACACAAUGCCAUCUAUACAAUGCCAAAUAUCUCUCUCACGCGGAUAGUAGGUGAGGGAAGAUAUGGAACUGUUUGGUUGGGGUUGGUGAGAGGAGAACAAAUUGCUGUCAAGAUGUUUCCUCAGCACUAUUCUCAUUACUUUUAUAAUGAAAAAGACAUAUACACUCUUCCUUUCAUGAAACAUUCUUCUCUUCUUACAUAUUUUGGUUCUGAUGAAUCGAGAGACAAAGAUGGUAUCACUAGGCUGUGCUUGUUCUUGUCAUAUUGUCCAAUGGGGACGUUACAAGAAUUUCUCAAGGAAAGAACUAUGUCCCUUUCAACAUUUUGUAGUUUAGCUGUUUCAACUGCCGCUGGUCUUGCUCACUUGCAUACGGAAAUUCAUGCUCAUGGAAAAUGGAAACCUUGCAUUACACAUCGUGAUAUUAAUUCUCGCAAUAUUCUUGUUAAAGAAGACAUGACAUGCUGUAUCUGUGAUUUAGGACUUGCAGUUAAAAUUACUGGACCACACUAUUACAGUCUUGGAGAAGAAAUGCAUGCUGAAACAAAAAGUAUCAAUGAUGUAGGAACAUUAAGAUAUAUGGCUCCUGAGGUUUUAGAAGGUGCAGUAAACCUUCGUGAUUGUGAAACAUCUCUAAAACAAAUAGAUGUAUAUGCACUGGGUCUUGUUUUAUGGGAAAUGGCUAUACGUGUUACAGAUUUUUAUCAAAAACCUUCAGAUGUUCUACCAUACAUGCUCCCUUUUGAAAGAGAAGUUGGCCUGCAUCCAACACUAGAAGAAAUGCAGAUGGCUGUGUGUAGAAAUAAAGCACGUGCUAUGUUCCCAAGAGAUUGGAAGUGCACACGUGCUUCGAAAUGUAUUCGAGAAACCAUUGAAGACUGCACUGAUCAGGAUGGUGAAGCUAGGCUAACUGCAUUAUGUGUUCAAGAAAGACUAACUCAUAUUUAUAGAGCUACCGCUGAUGGAGGUUCAAGUCCAGCAGGCAAUCAAACUAAUGCUAACUUUAGUAUGACUAUUCUAAACUAUAAUAAUAAUUAUUAUAAUAAUAUUAACAACUGUUUUGGGAACAAUACAGAUUCUGAACUAACAGGUGAUCGUGAUAGGACUGAUGGGGGACUUUCAGAAGGCACAGUAGAAACCAUAAUUACUCAUUCUCCUUCAGAAUCUUCAUCUCAUCUAAUAUUUGCUACAGAAUGUCUGCAACCAUAUCAAGGACGUAAUCCUUGUUUGGAACGUAAUCUCUUAAGUGAUUCUUCUGAAGAAGUUUGUAUUAUUGAAACUUCAGCUAAAGAUUCACGAGAAACUCAAGCUCUUAUAUCUCAUGCUCCUGCACAGCGUAUUCUUCGACCACCACCCCCCGUGCCAUACCAUCAGAAUAGUCCUUUUCAGCCUCUUAAACAGACAAAUGAAGAAGUUGGGAGCAACUGUGGAACUGGGGUAGUUUCUCGUUUUUCUGUGCCCCUGAAGAAGCUAUUGGGCGGUGAAGGGAAACUUACCGUUUCUCCUUUUGAACCACCUAGACCUACUUCUCUUACACUUUUCACUGAAGAGGAAGAAGCGAGGUUAAGAGAACUUUCUGGUAGAAUUGGUACACCCGGAGAUCUACCGCCAGCAGUAAGAAAGAAGAGGGGUGAGCGAGCAGCUAGGCUUUCAUUGUAUGAUGAUAGAAUAAUGUCAAAUUCUACUUUCUAGUCACUAUUAUAUUGUUCCUUUUCUAUAUACAGAGAUUUUUUUUGUAAAUAAUGAUUUAAAUAACCCUGAAGUUUUUUUACAUUAAAUGUACUUGUUCUUGGAUAAAAUAUUUUCUUUUAAUUAAUUUUUAAAUAGAAAAAUGUAAUCAUGUUUUAUAUUUUUCUCAUUCCCAUACUUUAUUCUGAUUUAAU
Nezara viridula (southern green stink bug) is the source of this 2785-nucleotide messenger RNA. Lineage: Eukaryota; Metazoa; Arthropoda; Insecta; Hemiptera; Pentatomidae. The record is from the annotation of a GenBank genome assembly.